AUGAGAAGAUUUCUAUUUCCUUCUCAACGCAGGGGGCUUUCCCUUGCCCGUAAUAGCUACUAUGGAUCAAUUUCUAUUACUCAGAUAACUCCUCAACACCUUUCAUUACCAAAGCAUCAAAUAGCUAAACCAGAGACACACUCCUCUCUGCGAAGAUUCCACAGCAGCUCUCGCUCAAGCUUAAGCGCUUCUCCUCCUCAUUUUUUCAAUGGCGACUCCACCAUUUAUGCGCUCUCGACGGCGCCGGGACGGGCUGCUAUUGCUGUGAUACGAAUCUCGGGCCCGGCGUGUUUGCAGAUAUAUCGAUCAUUAUGUCCACGAUCCCGCGAUCCCAAGCCCCGCGUGGCAACCGUACGCGCGCUAUACGACCCGUCGACAGAAGCCUCGCGAAACACGGUGCUCGACGCAGCAGCCUUAGUGCUGUACUUCCCCAGUCCCCGCACCGUCACUGGCGAGGACAUACUCGAGCUACACGUCCACGGCGGCCCGGCAAUCAUCAAAGCGGUGCUAUCCGCAAUCGACAAAUGCAGCAACGGCACAAUCCGAUACGCCGAACCGGGGGAAUUCACUCGACGCGCUUUCAUGAACAAUCGCCUCGAUCUCCCGCAAAUCGAAGCACUAGGCGACACGCUGCACGCGGACACAGAGCAGCAGAGACGCCUGGCGGUGCGCGGUGCGGAUAAUGCGCUAUCGAAGCGGUACGAGCUCUGGCGUCAUGAGUUGCUCUACGCGCGGGGGGAGUUGGAGGCGCUGAUUGAUUUUUCCGAGGAUCAGCAUUUUGACGAGUCGCCGCAGGAGCUGGUGGACUCGGUUGCGGGGCAGAUACGUUUACUGUGUAGGCAGAUUCGCGCUCAUAUUGAGAAUGCGUCGAAGGGGGAGAUGCUGCGGAGUGGGAUUAAAGUGGCUCUUCUUGGUGCGCCGAAUGCCGGGAAGAGCUCGUUGCUCAAUCGCAUUGUUGGGCGGGAAGCGGCUAUAGUUAGCACUGAAGAAGGCACGACAAGGGAUAUCGUGGAUGUUGGGAUUGAUUUGGGUGGUUGGUAUUGUAAAUUCGGGGAUAUGGCUGGGUUGCGGUCAUCGGGGAGGAAUGGCGGCAGAGGUGUUAUUGGGGCGGUUGAGCAGGAGGGUAUUCGUCGAGCAAAAGCGCGCGCUCUCGAGUCGGAUGUUGUCGUAGUGGUGCUAUCUGUUCAGGAAAAUGGCUUGCUGCUCGCUAUUGACCCGGAACUUCUUGAGGCAGUCCACUCCUGUCAGGAGCAUGGGAAAUGUCUCGUGGUUGCUAUAAAUAAAACCGACAUGCUGCCCGUGAACACGUGGGACGAAACAGUUAGCAGCCUCAUCACCCAUGUCAGAACUUUGUUCACGGGCCUAGUUCCAGAGACCCGGGUUUUUGCCAUCUCCUGCAAAGAUUCCGAGAACGAGCUGGGGCUGGCAAGUGAUCCCGGCAACAUACAGAGCUUUCUGCGAGGAUUAAUUGCAACGUUUGAGGACAUUACCCGGCCAGAGGGAGUGGAAGGAGUGAAUGGAGGUGAAUCAAGUGAUAUUUCGUACUGGCAAGACUCGCUAGGAGUCACACAUCGACAACGUUCUAAUUUACAAACAUGCUUGCAUCAUCUGGAAGACUUUCUAUAUGAUACCGAAACCACAGCCCAGCCUGCUGACCAAACCCUCGCUGAUGCUAGAAUACAAACAAAGGAGACACCGAAAACACAAGAAAACAAAUCAAGGACGCCGUUUAAUGCCGUUCAUCAUGAACACAAUCAGUACAAUGCAAAUAAUGAUACAGUCGUCAAUUCGGAGGCGGAUGUGGACAUCGUGACGGCCGCAGAACAUCUGCGGUUUGCAGCGGAGAGCCUAGCGAAGAUCACCGGACGGGGAGAUGGCGGAGACGUGGAGGAUGUAUUGGGAGUGGUGUUUGAAAAGUAG
Molecule: messenger RNA, 1920 nt
Organism: Talaromyces proteolyticus
Lineage: Eukaryota; Fungi; Ascomycota; Eurotiomycetes; Eurotiales; Trichocomaceae
Product: GTP-binding protein TrmE N-terminus-domain-containing protein
Exons: 2
Coding region: 1-1920 (639 amino acids)
Biological process (GO): tRNA methylation; tRNA wobble uridine modification
Cellular component (GO): mitochondrion; cytoplasm
Molecular function (GO): GTPase activity; protein binding; GTP binding
Source: RefSeq, a predicted model, not a curated record